This is a messenger RNA of Cokeromyces recurvatus, 1158 nucleotides long. RefSeq lists its product as uncharacterized. The record is from RefSeq and is a predicted model, not a curated record. The transcript has 3 exons. Gene Ontology annotation, molecular function: chitin deacetylase activity. Gene Ontology annotation, biological process: carbohydrate metabolic process. Lineage: Eukaryota; Fungi; Mucoromycota; Mucoromycetes; Mucorales; Mucoraceae. Gene Ontology annotation, cellular component: membrane. The coding region runs from base 1 to 1158 and encodes 385 amino acids.
AUGAUCGAUAUCCUUUCCAGUAAUUUUUCAUCUACCACUACAACUGCAGUAGCAUCUACCACUACAACUGCAGUAGCGUCUACUACUACAAGUGAAGGCUAUGCUCCUCAGGUCUCACCUACUUUUCCAAACUUAACUAUUGCCACUGGUGUGGUUACUUCUUAUGAUGGUAAAAACAAGAAUAUCGAUACUUCUAAAAAGUUAUCUAAAAAAACAUUGGAUCUUACUAAAUACCCUACGCCAUGGACUUCCCCUGAUACUAAUCAUCCUGAGGUGCAGGAUGCCAUCAAGAAGAUUAACUGGGAUCUAGUUCCAAAAAUUUCUGUUCGCACAACCAACUCUAAUGGCAGUUUUAACGUUGAAGAUUAUGACAUGAAUAAGGAUCCUGACUGUUGGUGGUCAGUUACUAACUGUCUUCAUCCCAAGGUCAAAUAUAUACCUGAUGAUAUCUAUACUUGUCCAACAAAAGGUCAAUGGGGUCUUACCUAUGAUGACGGACCAUUCAAUUUACGUAGCAAGAAAGACAAAUAUGCCAAAAAAGAAAAUAAAUAUGCUGAACCUGUCCUUUAUAACUUUUUAGCUAAGGAAGGUGUGAAAAGCAAUCUUUUUUAUAUUGGCUCUAAUGUUGUGACUUAUCCGGCUGCUGCAAAGAGAGCUUUGAAUGAUGGACAUUAUAUCUGUGUUCAUACUUGGUCUCAUCCCACUAUGACAACUCAGUCAAAUGAAAAAGUAGUUGCCGAACUUUACUGGACUCUCCGAGCUAUUAAGGAAGCCACUGGUGUCACUCCUAAAUGCUGGAGACCUCCUCAAGGUGAUGUGGAUGACCGUGUUAGAUCAAUUGCUUGGCAGAUGGGUCUUCGUACAGUCAUUUGGGAUAAAGAUUCAGUUGAUUGGGAUAUAGCCGUUGCUGGCGGUGGUAACCUUAAGCCCUCCCAGGUUAGUGCCAAAUUUAAGAAAUGGAUCAAGCACGCUAAAAGUGGCAAAAACAAUAAUGGCACGAUCGUCUUAGAACAUGAGUUGAGCAGUGCAACAGUAAAAAUGACUCAAAAAUGGCUUCCAAAGAUUAAGAAAGUAUUCAAGGUACUUCCUGCUUUGGCAUGUAACAAUAUCACACAACCUUAUUGGGAGACGAGCUUUAACUAUCCCUUAGAUUAUUAA